Molecule: messenger RNA, 486 nt
Organism: Lactuca saligna
Lineage: Eukaryota; Viridiplantae; Streptophyta; Magnoliopsida; Asterales; Asteraceae
Source: the annotation of a GenBank genome assembly
AUGCCCUUGCCUCUCUUCUCCUCUCCUUCAACCACAAGACUUGAUUCAAGAAAGCCACAAUCCUCUUCUGAUCAACAUCUGUUCCAUGCAAAUGCAACAGUAACACAACAACAAGUGAUGGAUUCUUCUUCAUCUUCUAUCCACACCAGCAACAAGCAUAAUGAUAAUGAUAAUACUGUAAAUAAUAACCAAGUCGAAAACAUGAAUAUUUUUGAUGUUGAAAGUGUUCCAGUGUUGAGAGAGCGUGUACGUUGGGAGUUACCCUUCAUUGAAAUGGGAGCUCAUUUUUCAGCAUGUGGGAGAUAUCUUGCUGCGUGUGUUGCAUGUAUGCUUCCUCAGUUUACAGGUGAUUCAAUUUCUAAGGUACAAUCACAACUUCAUCAUCAAGAGGGUAGGAGGCCUGGAACAUCUCCUACAUGUCAUCCUAUCUCUGCACGCCAAGUCAUCUAUGAACUCAGAAUAUAUUCACUUGAGGAGGCAACGUAA